UAAAAGAUAAUUCAAGUGCAUUACAUGAUAAACCACUUAAUAGUUUCAAGUUCAAUAGUUGCAAUGUGGUAUAUAAGCUCAACUCAUUUCCCUACAAAUCAUUCCACAAUUUAGUUUUUCUUCUCCUUCAAAAUGUUGACGCUCAUCGUUGUACUCAGUUUGGUCACUGGAAGCCUGUCUUCCGUUCUGUGCCCAACCAAGGUCGACCCGGCAAAGACUGUCCACCUACCACAUCCAACCAGCUGCUCCAAAUUCCUCACAUGUGUAGGAAACCAUCCGGUAGAACAGGACUGCCCCGCCGGAUUGCACUGGAAUGUGGGAAACUCAUUCUGCGACUACCCCCGAGCCUCUGGAUGUUCCCGCGGUGAAGAUUCGGACCAACUGGACAACAGGCCAUACAAUUCCACCGCCGUUGCCAACAGUAUCUGCCUUCCGCAGUCGAGCCGAUGUCCGCUGAAUUCCAAUCCUUCGCAGGAUGUCAUCUUCCUGAAGCAUCGUGACUGCCGGAAGUUCUACGCGUGUGUUUCCACCCAACAGGUUGAGCUGUCCUGCCCACCGGAGUUGUACUGGAAUGCUCGGGCCUGCGUGUGUGACUACGAAGUGGAAGCGGAGUGCGAAGGAAUGAACAGAUUGAUGGAGGAUGUACCGGAAGAAGUUGAUGGAAAGCCGGAGGAUGCGGAAGCUCAAGUACCUGAACAAGAACCAGCUCAAGAACAAGAUCAGGAACCUGAGUCGGAACCAGCUGAGGAAAACGAGCAAAGCGCUGACUUCGCAUCAGAAGUGAGAGUUCGUCGAGCUGCCGAUGCAAGUAGCUCCAGCAGCAACGGCUCUGACACAAGUGGAUCAAGUGGAAGUGGAUCAAGCGGAUCGAGUGGCACAAGUGGUUCCGGUUCCAGUGGAUCCACGUCACAGUCGGGAGCUGAUAUUCGUGCCGUUUCUUCAAUAGCCAUGCUUGCGUUUACGGCGGCCAUGAGCGUUCUGUAAGGGAAGUUGCAUUCAUUUUCCGGGAUUUUAGAAAAUUGGUGAUGGAUAAUAUGAUUCGGACGAAAAUAUAUUAAUCAAGGAAUA
Messenger RNA from Aedes albopictus (Asian tiger mosquito), 1068 nucleotides. Its product is annotated as peritrophin-1. Bases 133 to 984 code for a protein of 283 amino acids. Gene Ontology annotation, cellular component: extracellular region. Lineage: Eukaryota; Metazoa; Arthropoda; Insecta; Diptera; Culicidae. The transcript is spliced from 2 exons. Gene Ontology annotation, molecular function: chitin binding. The record is from RefSeq and is a predicted model, not a curated record.